AUGGAGGCGACGUUUGCGGUCAAUUAUUUGGCGAAUCUACUCUUGAUAUUGCUUCUGCUGCAGAGUAUGGAUAAGAAAACAGGACGUGUAGUCUUGGUCGCAAGCUGGACGCACGAUCCUGCGCACGCAUUGAAUGCGUUCAUUACGGCUGAAGAGCACAAGACAAUAUUUAACGGCUCGCUAGGCUCUUGGUCAAAGCCAGGAAAGGACGAAGAGGGUGAUGAUUACAAUGCUGCGACCGACGUCUUGGAGGCUAGCUUCGACGAAGCCAAGAUUGGCAAGUAUCCUAAGGCAAUCUAUCUGAAUGGCAAUGCGAAGGUUCAAUCAAGCCCUGAGACAAGGGACGAGCAGAAGCAGAGACUGCUGUGGAGUGAGAGUGUAAAACUGGCUGGCAUUCAGCAGGAAGAAACUGUCUUGACUCUAGACUCAUGA
This is a messenger RNA of Bacidia gigantensis, 432 nucleotides long. RefSeq lists its product as uncharacterized. The coding region runs from base 1 to 432 and encodes 143 amino acids. The record is from RefSeq and is a predicted model, not a curated record. The transcript has 2 exons. NCBI's taxonomy places the organism in Eukaryota, Fungi, Ascomycota, Lecanoromycetes, Lecanorales, Ramalinaceae.